This is a messenger RNA of Danio aesculapii, 2726 nucleotides long. RefSeq names its product polymerase (DNA directed), eta (gene polh). Gene Ontology annotation, molecular function: DNA-directed DNA polymerase activity; damaged DNA binding. Gene Ontology annotation, cellular component: replication fork; site of double-strand break; nucleus. The transcript has 10 exons. Bases 85 to 2370 code for a protein of 761 amino acids. Gene Ontology annotation, biological process: error-prone translesion synthesis; response to radiation. The record is from RefSeq and is a predicted model, not a curated record. Lineage: Eukaryota; Metazoa; Chordata; Actinopteri; Cypriniformes; Danionidae.
GAAGAGCUCGAGCUUUACCCGCGGAGAACACCGGAAGUUUGACAACACGGACAGACUUUCAUAAUAAUCGAGAUUUAGGAUUUUAUGCUGAUGGAUUUCGGGAAGGAGCGAGUGGUCGCGCUGGUGGACAUGGACUGCUUUUAUGUGCAGGUAGAGCAGAGACUGAAGCCCGAGCUGAAGAACAAACCCUGCGUUGUGGCUCAAUACAAGACAUGGAAAGGCGGAGGCAUUAUAGCGGUGAGUUACGAGGCCAGAGCUCACGGCGUCAGCAGGAACAUGUUUGCGGAUGAUGCCAGAAAGCUGUGUCCUGAUCUGCAGGUGGCUCGGGUCCCAGAGGCUCACGGGAAGGCGGAUCUCACACACUACAGGGAGGCGAGUGUGGAGGUGAUCGAGGUGAUGUCCCGCUUCGCUGUGAUCGAGAGAGCCAGCAUUGACGAGGCGUAUAUGGACCUGACGGCCAGCGUUCAGGAGCGCCUGAAGAACACGAGUGUGCAGGACAUCACAGCGCAGCAGCUGAAGAACACACACAUUCAGGGCUUUCCCACACAGCAGGAGAACGCACACCUGGACAGAGAUGCGCAGCGGGCCGCAGGUCUGCAGCAGUGGCUGGAUCUUCUGUCCUCCGGCACUGAAUCUUCAUCAGCGGAUCUGCAUCUGGCCGUCGGGGCUCUGAUAGUGGAGCAGAUGAGGGCCGCUGUGGAGGAGCACACCGGGUUUCGCUGCUCUGCUGGCAUCUCACACAACAAGGUGUUGGCCAAACUGGCAUGCGGACUAAACAAACCCAAUCGCCAAACCGUGUUGCCACUGGGCUCCGUUCCUCAACUCUUCAGCACUCUUCCCAUCAGCAAAAUUCGCAAUCUGGGAGGGAAGCUGGGGUCAUCCAUUACUGAGACUCUGGCUGUGGAAAACAUGGGAGAUCUGACCCAGUUCAGCAGAGCCCAGCUGGAGCAGCACUUCGGGGACAAGACCGGACCGUGGCUCUAUGAUCUGUGUCGAGGGAUUGAGUUUGAGCCGGUGAAGCCUCGUCAGCUGCCCAAAUCCAUCGGCUGCAGCAAGAACUUCUCCGGGAAAACCUGCCUGCGCACAAAACAACAGGUUCAGCACUGGCUCCAUCAGCUGGCUCUAGAGUUAGAGGAGAGACUCAAUAAAGACAGAGAUGUGAACGGUCGAGUGGCCCGGCAGCUGACGGUGGGUGUGCGUCAGGCUGGAGGUCAAAGGUCAGGCAGUUUCUCGCGCUGCUGUGCUCUUGUGCGCUAUGAUGCGGUGAAGAUGACCAAUGACAGUCUGGCCAUCAUCAAGAGCCUGAACACUGCUGGAGCAUAUCAGGAGGCCUGGUCUCCAGCGCUCACUCUUCUCCAUCUGUCUGCCAGUAAGUUCAGCGACGCUCCUUCAUCCUCAUCUGCAGGAAUAACGAGCUUCCUGAGCAGCGACGCGGCUUCAUCUCCAUCACAGAGCUCCAGAAGCCAGCGGGCCCCGAUGGAGAGAUCAGCGCAGAAGAGGAAACGACAGCAGGAGAGCCCCACCAGUGGCCGAGCAGCGCUGAAGACUGCAGGAAUCUCCACGUUCUUCCAGAAAAAGAGCCUGGAGAAAGAGGAGAUCCCAAACAUUCGCUUUGAUGAUGCAGAGCAGAUUGAAGACAAGAACAUCUGUGCUUCAGGAGAAAAUGCAUCUAGAGAAGGAAUCUCCAUGCUUUUCCAGGAAAAGAGUCCAGAAAAUCAGGAGAUCCAGAGCUUUGGCUUUGAUGAAGAUCAGUUUGGAGAUCAGAGUGUUUGUGCUUCAGGAGAAAAUCCAUCUACAGAUAAAACUGCUCAGAAAACCACAGGAAUCUCCGGAUUUUUCCAGAAAAAGAGCCUGGAGAAACACCACAUCCCCUCUCUCUGUGCUGAAGAUCCGAGCAUUCGGGCUUCAGAAGAAAGCCCAUCUAGAAACCAAAGAUCUGAUGCAAACCCUGCAGGAAUCUCCUGGUUUUUCCAGAAAAGGAGCCUGGAGAAACAGGAGAUCCAGAACUCUGCCUGCACUGGAGAUCCUAACACUCGUGCUCCAGCAGAAUCCAGAGAGCAAACAUCUGAUGCAAACGCUGCAGGAGUGUCCGGAUUUUUCCGGAGCGAGCGUGCGGAGGCUGUGGCUCCCGCAGAUGAGCGCGUGUGUUCUCCAGCAGAGGAGGAUCUGCAGGUCUGCGAGCGCUGCGGGAUGAAGGUGCUGGUGUGGGAGUUUCCAGAACACACUGAUUAUCACUUCGCUCUGGACCUGCAGAAAUCUUUCUCUUCGGGGUCUCCGAGCCAAUUAAAGAGCCAGAGCGGCUCACAGGCUAAAAGAGCCCGAGUUCAGGAAAACCGCGGCACGCUCCACUGCUUCUUCAAGAAGACCUGAAGAUCUUCUCUGCACUUCUACAUCCUCAGGUUUGAGCCUUUUGUGUUGCUGACAGAAUAAAUAUCAAGCUGUUGUACAGAAUUGGGCUGCAGAAGCCAAUUUUACUCUUCUUUAGUCACCAAAACAUCAUCAUCUACACUUUAUUGGUCACAAGAGUCUCUUUUGUCUGUCGAAGACUAAAGAAGAUAUUUUGAAGAAUGUUGGAAGUCUGUAACCAUUGACUUCUGUAGUAUUUGUUUUUACUACUGUGGAGAUUUAAGUUGAUUUAUAAAGCACUUUUUCUCACAAAAACAGGUUAAUCAUCAGAUAAAAGCUAAAUAAUAAUAAUAAUAAAAAACAUGUAGAAAUAUCAUCAG